Molecule: messenger RNA, 2409 nt
Organism: Nylanderia fulva
Lineage: Eukaryota; Metazoa; Arthropoda; Insecta; Hymenoptera; Formicidae
Source: RefSeq, a predicted model, not a curated record
AUGAAGGGAGAUACCGCUGAGGAGCUGAGCCGCAUCCACAACGCUGUCACCGCCGCCAUCAAUGCACAGGAGAGUAUUGGACGUCCUAUCAACACGCACGGGAUGGACCUGUUCAAUCACCUGGUCAUCGAAUUGUUCGACGCACGCACUCGUCUCGAAUGGGAGUCAGCCACGUCAGACUCCACCGAACCACCACAGAACGAGGCACUUUUCGACUUCAUUAGUCGACGGGUAUUGACCCUCAACGCCGCACGACCGAGGAGUGUCACAAAGGGACCUGGAGAGGCAUCACGAUUCGCCAAAGCGCACGUCACCAGACAUCAAGGCACAGAUUCGCCUCAGUGUGCACUGUGUCGUGAAAAACAUACACUGAUAACCUGCAAGGAGUUCAAGGCCAAGACCGCGGUCGAACGGAAAACAUUCGUGGAGACCAACCGAUUGUGCUUCAACUGCCUGGGCAAUCACUUCUUGUCACGGUGUCAAUCAAAAAAGAAUUGCCUCACUUGCAACGCACGACACCACACCAUGCUGCACGGGGCAUCCACGUCACCACCGUCCGCUGAGGCCACUUCACUUGCCACCACACUGGCCACCUCACGGCAGUUUGAGAGUCACAAGGCCGUCCUUCUUGCAACUGCUCGCGUCAAGGUCGCGGACCGCUACGGAUCACCACACGAGCACUGGCUCAACGUCUUCGUCUUCCUCGAGCUUCGACGGAUCUGUCCAUCUUUGGCAUCGGAGGGACUCGCUGGAUCGGCUCGUGGCAAGGUUACCCUGGACAUCACAUCCGACGUGACCAACGCCGAGCUUCGCGUGGUCGCCUUUGUGCUGCCUCGCAUCUCACUACAACAAGGCACCGCCCAACGCGAGAAUUGCAGCUGGCCUCACAUCCAAGGACUCCGACUGGCCGACCCGCGGUACCUGGAUGACGAUCCUGCGGAGCUACUUCUUGGUGCAGAGGUCUACUCGUUGAUCCUUGAGGAAGGCCUUCGUAAGGGCGACUCACGCAUGCCGAUCGCCCAGCAGACCAGCUUAGGAUGGAUCCUGUCCGGAGGCUACGACUCAGCAGUCACCGACGGACAUCGCCGCACGUUUCAGUGCACUGCCGACAACGACCUCGCUGACCUGGUGCGACGAUUCUGGGAGCAGGAACGCGAGCCAGCAGCUGGGAUCUUGCUCACCGCCGACGAAGCCAGAUGCGAGGACAUCUAUGUGCGCACAGUCACACGCACAUCCAGUGGAAGAUACGUGGUGAGGCUGCCAUUUGCCUCACCGCCGACAUCACUCAGCGAGACUCGUCGACCUGCAGAGCGCCUCCUGGAAGCAAUGGAGCCGAAGGGAGCCCGUGAUGCUCGGUUCGGUGAUCUCUAUCGAGACUUCAUGGACGAGUACGAAAACCUGCAACACAUGGAGAAGGAUUGUCGCCUGCAAACCAUCCUGUGGCGCCACAACAGCUCAGACAACAUCCACGAGUACGAGCUGAAGACCGUGACCUACGGACUGGCGUGCGCACCCUUCCUCGCCAUCAGGACUCUUCAACAACUUGCCGCAGACGAAGAGGCACGCUCUCCACGCGGAGUCAGGGCGCUGCGACACGACUGUUACGUCGACGACGUGGUCACCGGUGCUGACAGCCUAGCGGAUGCUGUCGAACUCCAACAGGAACUACAAAGGCUCUGCAUGGCGGGCGGAUUUCCUUUGCGAAAGUGGGCUGCCAACAAUCAGCUGGUACUCACCGGAAUUCCACCGGAACAUCGGCUUCAACGCGGACCGCGCUCGUGGGAAGGAGAGAGCCACGCCACCCUGGGUCUUCGAUGGCAUCCUCAAGGGGAUUGGUUCUCCUUCACCAUACGUCCACGUUCAAUCACCGACCACACGAAGAGACGAGUCUUGGCCGAGACAGCUCGACUAUUCGAUCCGAUGGGCUGGCUAGCGCCUGUCGUCAUCCGAGCCAAAAUUUUGAUCCAGUCUACGUGGCUUCAACGGCUGGAUUGGGACUCUCCGCUGCCUGAUCAGGACGCACACCGCUGGAAACAACUGUUGAAUCAACUUCCGUUGCUGGAUCACAUCCGUGUGGAUCGUUGGCUCAGCACCGGAGAUGACCAGUCGCAAUUGCAGCUCCAUGGGUUUGCCGAUGCAUCGGAGCGAGGAUACGCCGCCGUCGUGUACAUCCGUAACGCUGCAACAGAGAAAACAUCAAUUAAUCUGCUGAUGGCAAAAUCGAAGGUCGCACCAGUCAAGCAGGUGUCGUUACCUCGAUUGGAACUUUGUGCCGCCGCAUUACUCACCACGCUCAUGCUGCAUGUACGCACUACCCUCGGCUUGGCUGCUACGCCGGUGCACCUGUGGUCUGACUCUAAGAUCACUCUUCACUGGAUCGACGGACACUGCACGGGGGUGUGCAGCUGA